This is a messenger RNA of Callorhinchus milii (elephant shark), 2338 nucleotides long. RefSeq lists its product as uncharacterized. The record is from RefSeq and is a predicted model, not a curated record. NCBI's taxonomy places the organism in Eukaryota, Metazoa, Chordata, Chondrichthyes, Chimaeriformes, Callorhinchidae. The transcript has 7 exons. The coding region runs from base 239 to 1063 and encodes 274 amino acids.
AAAAUCAUUGCUAUUGCAUUUCACUGCUAGGUGGGGCUUGUACAGUAAUCUAACAAUAAGAUUGUCAGAAAUGGAUUGGUAUUCUAAUAAUUUGGGCAGUGACGAAUACAGUGGACUUCAAACUGUUUAAGUACUCCACAUAGAGAGGCAUCUUUAUUUCAGUGGAGCAUUGGCUGCUGUGAAAGUAGGCGCGUUAUAUUGUAAUUGAGUUGUAUAGUAAGACUUGGUGCCUGUAACAAUGUGGAUUUUCCGCAGUGCCUUCCCAAUCCUUUUGGUUCUGUUUGCCAGUGCAGUUACUGAGCAGAUUGAUAUGCCUUCACCUGAAAAAGAAGAUAUCAGGAGCAAUAGUACAGGAGAAAACUGCAAAGAUAUUCCUGACUUUGAACGGUGCAAGUUGAACACUUGCCCAGAGCAUAUGCCUUGUUAUUGUAAGGACAACAAAGAAUACUGCAGGUGUUCAAAUUUUAAAGGCCCCUUCGGAGAUUAUUGGUACAUGGGGUCCUAUUGUGACCAAGAAUGGAGCUUUCUUGACUUGAUUUUAGUGGCUGUCCUUCCUGGUGUCUGUCUCACUCUUAUUGUUGCCAUCACUAUGCACUUUGUAUACAGGAAACAGAAACUAGACGCCUUGGCAAGAGUCAAUGAAAGCACGAAAGUGAGCAGAGCACAUCUGGUUGAUGCAAAUAAAUACAGGGACCUUCACAACCCACAGCAGAGAAUGUCGGUGGUGUAUUCCGUGGCCGCACCGGAAGAAUCCACUUUUGAAUCAUCUUCGUGGGUUCCUAGGGCUAACUUCAGCACCUAUCAACCUCAACCGAAUAUGCCUGAAUCGACUUUUACAAACCCGCUGAACCAUGCACAAAGUGAAUUGCACCUUAAUUCUCCCAACUCCCAAGUAGCACUAUUUCAGCAAGACUUGAACCCCAGGGUGGAUUAUUUGCAAUCUGUUCCAAACUACAAUAAUGCAUUUCAGGGGAGGAGAGCACAAGGGUUGCCCCAAACGCAUCAGAACCUGGGUCAAUUCAUGAUGCGCAACCCCAGCAAUUAUGGAAGAUUUAAUUAUUGAGUGGAAACAUGCCGAACAAACAAAAUCUAUCUGGUGUCAUUAAUAACAUAGUUCAAGGAGAACAACUAAUUGCUUCCUAAUAAAUAAAAUCGAUGCAUCAAUAAUCAAUCAGAUUGAGAUGACAAUAAAGAUCAUAAACAGUGCUGAGGGAAACUGUUGAUGGGAGGAAUGAGGAGGGGGGUGAAUAAUUAUACUUGUCAAGGCUGGGUGUGCUGACAAGUGAAAUCCAUCCCAAUUUGGCAGUGGUAGUGUUGAGCUAGUAUUGAAUGUGCCAAGGUCAGAUAUACCCAACAAUGUGCCUCAACCCCACCUCAGAAGUUUGAAAUUCCCACAGCUCUCCAGGUAUCACAAUCUCCAGGCGAGGUUGCCAAUAUGUAUCUUGGACCUAUUUCAGAUAGGAUUUUUAAUCCCAGCACAAACCACCAGCAUUACCAAACAAAAGGAGAUAAAAAGAGAUGAGAAACAAAAAAAAAAGAUUGCUUUAAAUAUAAUUUGGCAUAAUUGUUAAAUUUCAGAUUUUUUUUCUAUUCUGAUGUCAAUAUUUGCACACUAAACAAAAGUGAUUCCAAGACCAGAAGUUAUUCCUGGAAUGCGUAUGGCACAUGUUAAACUGAUUAUUACUAGACAAGUUUAUAAUGAUUGUUGACAUCAUAAAAUACUAUUCCAUACAUUAGGUGUGGAAAAUAAUUCUGUAAUCCAAGGGCAAAAAUAACUGGGUAGUAACACAUCAGGAAUCCAAUAUUCUUUGCAGUUCUACAUGAUAAUGUCAUUAUCUUUUCAAAUCCCAGGCUAUGGGUUGAAAUAGUAAUAGAAAUAAAAUGCAGCAAUUCUCAUAAAUUCAAUUCUUGUCAUGGAAUGCAUUAUCUUAGAAAGGUUAAACAGUACCUAGAUUCUUGCUGCUCAGUUUUAAGCAGUGAUCUGAGUUUGUAGUUUAGAUACCUGAAAUGAACAGCUUAAUCUUCCCUGUUUUAUUCUAAGAUUAUACCUGUAUCCACGAGUUGCUGCCUUGUUACCCUCUGAGAGAUAUCCACUACCUUAUAAUUGUCAGCAUAUCAAUCAGUGAUAUUGCGACAUUUCAACCCUCAAAUUGCAAGGACUGAAAUUGUCUAUUACUGGACAAUCUGGUGCUUACUACGUGCAUUGAUUGCGACUCCCCCUUAGGGUCUGUAAUGUACCUGAUCUGGUUUUUUUUUUCGUGUUUUCAAUCAAUUAUCAACAAUGCAUUUGCUUUGCACCAACAGACGAAUAAAUGGCGUAACUGCAUUUAAAAAAAAA